Messenger RNA from Drosophila willistoni, 380 nucleotides. It is a transcript of the gene VhaM9.7-d, whose product is annotated as V-type proton ATPase subunit e. Gene Ontology annotation, molecular function: proton-transporting ATPase activity, rotational mechanism. Lineage: Eukaryota; Metazoa; Arthropoda; Insecta; Diptera; Drosophilidae. The transcript has a single exon. Gene Ontology annotation, biological process: proton transmembrane transport. The record is from RefSeq and is a predicted model, not a curated record. The coding region runs from base 49 to 315 and encodes 88 amino acids. Gene Ontology annotation, cellular component: plasma membrane proton-transporting V-type ATPase complex; proton-transporting V-type ATPase, V0 domain.
UAUGUCAAAAAGGAAAAAAUCUAUCUACACAGUCAAAACUUUUCAAAAAUGCGCACACUUAUAUCUUUUCUUGUAUUUACCAUAUUCUGGCUUCUAUUUAUUCUGAUUGGCUGGAUGGCGGCUAAAAGAUUCAAGGAAAAGGGUCUGAUCAGAUGCUGCUUUCUUCUGACAGGUGUAUGUUGUUGGCUCAUCUGGGUAAUUACAUUCCUAAUGCAAUUGAAUCCGUUAACUGGACCACGAGCAAGUCAAAAAGUGAUCUAUGCCAUGAUGACCUAUUGGGAAAACUCGUUUAUUCACCACGAGAAUGAUCCCUGAUAAACAAAUGCAUCAGGAAUUUGCAUGCAUCAAAAAUCAGUUUUAUAUUUACUAUAUCAAGUAAA